ACUAAAUCUGCUGCUGCAGGCACAAGCGCGGGCACACACAUGCACAAUACCCAAAACAGAUGCUGAAGGAAGAAGCUGAAGGGACAGCUCAUCCGUAAGGAUAACCUAGUUGAGCCUGCAUCAGAUGUUCAUAAAACCUAUAGUGGUUCAAUGAGAGUACUGAGGAGGAGGAGCAGGAGCAGCGGUCAGGAACGAUGAUCAUUUAACACUUUCAAAGAGACGUCGCCUCGAACGCAGCAGCGCCGCAACUGAACCGGGAGGACCAGAGAAGAAGAAGUGCGUUUGGAGCUCCGAAGUUGGGUCGAGCUGCGGCGAUGAUUUCCAUCUGAUCGCUGCUCAGCUGACUGGAGAUAGGACUGCGGACGGUCGGGCCAUCGCUGCGUUGUGGCAGCAGACACGCUGAACCCUGCCUGCCUGAGGAUUGCACAAUCCGUUCUCCACAAAAAUGUCAUCUCAGGCGAAAGUCAAGAAGGACAAAGAGAUCAUAGCUGAAUAUGAGACCCAAGUGAAAGAUCGUUUUGCUGCACAUUUCAGAGCUGAGUAAGUCGCCCUUGUCCUUGGCCAUUAUGCUAAACAGACUGACUGCUGCGACUGUUUGAGCCGGGAGCUGGCCUGCUCUCAUUGAAAUGCCUCCGGAGGCAUGUAACCAGGCAACUGGGCAACUGUGGGGACCGUGAGAGAGAUCCGGAAUCAGCUGGUGGAGCAGUUUCGUUGCUUGGAGCAACAGUCCGAGUCUCGGCUGCAGCUGCUGCAGGACCUGCAGGAAUUCUUCCGCAGAAAGGCCGAGCUCCAGCUUGAGUUUUCCAGAGGCCUGGACAAGCUGGCCGAACGAUACUCCGCCAAGAUCCGCACUUCCAGAGAGCACCAGCAUUUCAAAAAAGACCAGAAUCUCCUCUCCACUGUGAACUGCUGGUAUUUGGUUUUGGACCAGACCCGACGGGAGAGCAGGGACCACGCCACUCUCAGUGACAUCUACAACAACAACGUCAUUGUCCGGUUGGCGCACGUGGGCGAGGAUGUCAUCAGACUUUUUAAAAAGAGUAAAGACAUCGGGGUGCAGAUGCACGAAGAGCUUGUUAAAGUCACCAACGAGCUCUACACGGUAAUGAAGACUUACCACAUGUACCACAGUGAGAGUCUGAGUGCUGAGAGCAAACUGAAAGAAGCAGAGAAGCAGGAAGAGAAGCACAUCGGGAAGAGUAACGACAUCAGCACCAGCCUGCUGCGCUACGCUCACGACGAACGUCCUCAGAGGCGCAGUUCUGUUAAGAAAAUGGAGAAAAUGAAGGAGAAGAGACAAGCCAAGUACUUUGAAAACAAGCUGAAAUGCACAAAAGCUCGGAACGACUAUCUCCUCAAUCUUGCAGCUACCAAUGCUCUAGUGGCCAAGUACUACAUCCACGAUGUCUCAGACAUGAUAGAUUGUUGUGACCUAGGAUACCAUGCAAGCUUGGCGCGUACCAUGAGGACCUACCUAUCUGCUGAAUACAGCCUGGAAACAUCUCGCCACGAGGGUCUGGAUUUACUGGAGGGUGCAGUAGAUGCAAUGGACAUUCGAGGAGACAAGCUGAAGUUUAUGGACACGCACAGUCAGAUCUUCUGUCCUCCAGCACGCUUUGACUAUCAGCCACAUGUGGGCGACGAAGUGUGUCAGUUGAGCGCGCAGCAGCCAAUUCAGACUGAGCUCCUGAUGCGUCACCACCAGCUGCAGUCUCGCCUUGCCACUCUGAAGAUAGAAAAUGAAGAGGUAAAGAAGACUCUUGAUGCCACCAUGCAGACGCUUCAGGACAUGCUCACUGUAGAGGAUGUUGAUGUUUCUGAGGCCUUCCAGCACAGCCAAUCAACAGAGUCUGUCAAAUCGGCUUCCUCUGACUCAUACAUGAGCAAGGCAAACAUUGCUAAAAGGAGAGCCAAUCACCAAGAGACUGAGGGCUUUUACUUUACAAAAUAUAAGGAGUACUUGAAUGGCAGCAAUCUCAUUGUGAAGCUGCAGGCGAAGCAUGACCUCCUAAAGCAAACGUUAGGGGAAGGAGAGAGGGCUGAAUAUGGAACAACAAGGCCCCCCACUCUUCCCCCUAAACCCCAGAAAAUGAGGAAGUCUAGACCUCGCUCCAUUUUUACCCAUAAGCUGUUUAACGGCAAUAUGGAGGCCUUCAUUCAGGAUUCUGCUCAGCCUAUACCUGUGGUGGUUGAAAGCUGUGUUCGGUACAUCAAUCUGUACGGUCUUCAGCAGCAGGGUAUAUUCCGCGUUCCAGGAUCUCAGGUCGAAGUCAAUGACAUUAAGAAUGCAUUUGAAAGAGGAGAGGAUCCGCUGGUGGACGAUCAGACGGAUCAUGACAUCAACUCUGUGGCGGGCGUUCUCAAGCUCUACUUCCGCGGCCUGGAAAACCCGUUGUUCCCCAAAGAGCGUUUUUUCGAAUUCAUGUCCACCACCAAAGUUGACUCCGAUGCAGAAAGAGCUCGUCACCUUCAGCAGAUAAUUGUGAAAUGUCCGCGGCCUGUGAUUGUUGUCAUGAGAUACUUGUUUGCAUUUCUGAACCAUCUUUCCCAGUACAGCGAUGAGAACAUGAUGGACCCCUACAACUUAGCGAUCUGCUUUGGCCCCACGCUGAUGCCCAUACCGGAUGACCAGGACCCCGUAGCCUGCCAAGCGCACGUUAAUGAGAUUAUUAAGACAGUUAUCAUCCACAAUGAGGCUAUCUUCCCAAGCCAGAGAGAGUUAGAGGGACCAGUGUAUGAAAAGUGCAUGGCUGGAGGGGAAGAGUACUGUGAAAGCCCUCACAGUGAGCCGGGAACCCUUGACGAGAUCGACAAUGGGACUGGACCAAACACGAGUGAUGAAGAGUUUGAGCCGAUUGAGGCCAUAGCUAAGUUUGACUACGUGGGCCGGAGUCCAAGAGAGCUGUCCUUUAAGAAGGGAGCGUCUUUGCUGCUGUACCUGCGAGCGUCUGAGGACUGGUGGGAGGGUCGACACAACGGGGUGGACGGGCUGAUCCCACAUCAGUACAUUGUAGUGCAGGACAUGGAUGAUGCGUUCACUGACAACGUUCAGAAGACUGACGGUGAGGCCUACAGCGGACCAUAUCACAAUAACCGGGUCUCCUCUAGAAAUGAGCAUCAGUCCCCUUGCGAGCAUGCACCUGAGAAUCGUUUCGGAGUUGCUUUGGGAAGGGUGAGAGUCCGAUCAGAUGGAGCUGACGUCCCUCGUCAAAGGAAUGGUGCAGACAAUCUCAGCCCCUCCCGAUUGGCCGAUCAACCCCCCAGGGUCAUGCCUCGGCCUUGCAGUCCGCACAAGUUGGUCGUCAGCCGAGUUCACACAGACAGCCCAGAGAAGAGGCGUCUCACCACGUUUGGCAGUGCUGGCUGCAUCAAUCAACCCGACAGGAAGGCGUUCGUCGACAGCCACUCCCAGCGAUCGUCACCGAGCACAACUCGACAUGCCAGUUUAGGGGACCACAAGGGUCUAGAGACUGAUGCACUCGCCGAGGACAUAGAGAAAACGAUGAACACAGCUCUGCACGAGCUGCGUGAGCUGGAGAGGCAGAACGUGGCCAAACACGCCCCUGAUGUUGUCCUGGACACCUUGGAGACGCUCAAACAGCCCGGUGGGGCCCAUGAUGUGUCCGCCAGCCCGCUGCACACCAUGGUGAUCAGAGAUCCAGACGCAGCCCAGCGGCGCAGCAGCAGCACCUCCUCCUCCGAGACCAUGACCACAUUUAAGCCUGCUCUGUCGGUGCGCAGACCGAGCGCCCCUCUACGGCCCCCGCCCGUCAGGCCCGUCAGACCUGCUCCUGUGAUUGGACUGGGCCAGGGGCCACACCGCUCCAGCAGCUCCGGCUCUUCUGGUCUGGGCAGCCCAGGCAUCACCCCCACUGAACGGGUGUUUCCUAAAGCACCCUCCCCAUCACCGUCCACUUCCUCCUCCUCCUCGGACAAACAAGGCCACAUGUAGCUCUAGUCAGCCCAGGAGAGAAGAAGCUAAAAACACUGACUUAAACCAUCAUCACACCUUCUCUAGACUGCAAAUCAAACAUCCGAUCCUUCUGAAUAUUUACCACUAAUCUGGAUUAGAAGAUGAGAGCGGCUACUGGUGUCUGUCCGCGCAAUACCGGCCCGUGGCUGGAGCGUGUUACAGUGAUUUGUAUUACACAGAAAUAGAUUUAAACCCAUAGGGAUGGUUUUAUAGACUGCUACCGAGCUGGAAUGGAGAAAUGCACUGGAAAAUGUUUCUGUUUGCUGAAUUAUAACAGAGGAGCAACUCAAUGAAGCGUUAUUAGAUUACUAAGAUGCUGCGAGCUGGGCGCUCUGUGUCUGGUUUCCUGCUCCAUUAUCAUGAAUCACUUAAGGGAAUAUUUGCCCACUCGUCAUGUAGACAUGCAGACUGUGAUGGUGGGACAUCGUGUCUUGUGUUAGAGUAAUUCCUUCAGCACCAUUUUUAUUGACCAGAGAGAAAACGACCCAACUCUGUGACAGCCAGCCAAACAUUAAAACACAAGCUGCAGUUCUGCUCAUGACCACUAGAUGAAGGGAAUUUACAAUUGCGCUGCAUUAACAGCAUCAAAUCAUUUAAAUAUUCUGCACACUGUACAAAUAUUCUAUGCAUCGUAGGUAUAACAUAAAAAAAGAUGUUCUCUAAAUAUAAACAUUAAAUGUUAAACGUUUUAGCGAAUGACUCCAGCACAGCAAUUCUGCAGCAGUUUUUACAUUGGAGUCUCAUCUCACAGUGUAAAAGGAUCACAAACGAUGUUUGAUUAAAGAAGUGUUCAGUCUGUCUUAUAAAGUCUUACCUUUUGGAAACUUUUUAUAAAUAUAUUAUUACUCUAGCUUGUAUUUUCAUUCGGGUUUCUUCAUCUUUCAGUCGUAAAAGCAGGCAAUGUCGCAUCCAUUACAUCAAAAAAGGAAGCUAAAACUGUCCUGGAAAUGCUCGUUUUCUUACAAUCAUCUCUUUACAGAAAUAAAAGGUUAGCUGUAUUCCCUCAACAAAUCAGUGAGACACUCACACAAUUCUGUCAACUAAUGCACUAAUAUACUCUACAGGGUUCUGUGUCUUUGUUAGGAUGAGGCUGGACUAGAAACAAAGAGUUUUUCCUGUCUGGGUCAGUCGCUGCAGGCCGUGUGGAUGUUGAGCUCAACACGCUGUUUACUGAUUGUUGUUUGUCCCAUGAGGCUGAUCUUUCAAGUGUAAAUGCAUUAGAGUGAAUAAAAAUGCCUGUAAAUAUAACAUUGUAUCAUAGGAUGGGAUAUAAUAUCAUCUGUAGUCCGUAGAGUUUUGUAAUUCUUAUCCUUGCACAGAUGUUAGCAGAAUAAUAAACUCAACUCAAGA
Molecule: messenger RNA, 5323 nt
Organism: Nothobranchius furzeri (turquoise killifish)
Lineage: Eukaryota; Metazoa; Chordata; Actinopteri; Cyprinodontiformes; Nothobranchiidae
Source: RefSeq, a predicted model, not a curated record